UAUGGCGGUGGAGAACUCAAUUGGAUACUGAAGGUUGUGGUGGGGGUUUAAUGUCGCUUUUCUCUUUAUAUAGGACUCUAUUUCCUAUUGUCUGCCUCUCACUCUAUUUGUCUGUCUACCCCCACCAUGGUCAUCAGCAGUCUAUUCUGUAUGUCUAUGGGCGGACCCAAUCGAGAAGCGUGACAAACUCUCAUGCGUGGGGCCAGAAAUCCUGCGCGCCCCCUGUGGAAAAUUCUGGCGUUCCUCGUCUUCACUCUCGCCGCUAUUUCGCUGUGGGAAACGUGAUGAGCUGCAAGAACGACCACCUGCCUCCAGAAUCUUAUUUUGAUAACGUGGUGAGACAAACCACUCUUUUGUAAAGCCACCGAUUUCGCUUAUCAGAUGGGUCGUACGCGCUCGCACGGAACUACUUGCUCUGACAAUUCCGUGGCUGAGCAGUCAGCAACAACACGUUCUGUUAUUGGCGGCUGAGAACAUUGCUGCACAAUUAUCAUCAAAAUUUCAUGAACCACUCUGAAUCUUUUUGCCAAUCGUGUACGAGCACACCACUUUAGACGAAACCGCGAUAAAGAAGUUCCCGUACGCACCGUGUGCGUUAUCGUCGCGCUGCCGUUAUGGUGGAUGAUUAUGAACGUCGCCGAGAAGAUUUUUGGCGGAGGCAUCGAGACCUGUUUCGACGAGUCCGAAGAGAAUAUCUUGGCUAUUGGCGGGAGCUGAAUGAUAUCGGAGAGAGAUACCGAAAGAGCAUCCUGACGAUCCGAGGCGCCGUGGUCAGAAGCAGGCCUGAAACUCGUGAUGUAAGGGUGCAGGUGGAGGCACCACCCGUCUCGACUCGAAAUAUCGGAGUCCAGACAGACCCGAUCGUGAACAUAGGACCUAUUCUACUCGACUGGCUGCGAGCUCAGAUCGCUCGCGCAGAGCAGGAAGUGCCAGUUGCACUGAAACCAGCCGAAAGACCGGUCCCUCCCAGGGUCGCACCAAGGCAGAAGCGAGGCCCCGACGACGUAGUCAUUCUGGGAUGCUGGAAUUGCGGCUCCUGCCUCCACUUUUACUCGCGCUGCCCGUUGCCACGAGAGCAUAUCUUUUGUUAUGGAUGUGGCGGGGUAAAUGUGACCAUCAAGGACUGUCCGCGAUGCGGAGACAAUUGGGCCCGGGCCAAACUGCGGCACGCGGGCCAGCAACGCUAAGGGGAUUCAGCGCGGACUAGCGAGCUGUCAAGAUGCAGAAGGGACCGCGGACGCCGGAAAUGUCGUCCGUUUUCUAAGAUGAUUUGGACAGGUUUCGAAGGAUCUCAGGGGCCAAGGGACAAUCAUACCAUUCCCGUUUGUUUUUUUUUGCGUCUUCCCUUUUCGUUUUUUUCGCGUCCUCUUCUUUGUUUUUUUCUUCUCGACAGUCUCAUUUUGAUUUUAUUUUUUUUCUUUCUU
Solenopsis invicta (red fire ant) is the source of this 1424-nucleotide messenger RNA. RefSeq lists its product as uncharacterized. The coding region runs from base 615 to 1187 and encodes 190 amino acids. The record is from RefSeq and is a predicted model, not a curated record. Gene Ontology annotation, molecular function: nucleic acid binding; zinc ion binding. Lineage: Eukaryota; Metazoa; Arthropoda; Insecta; Hymenoptera; Formicidae. The transcript is spliced from 3 exons.